GCCGGUGGGGUCACUCAAACCCCCAGAAGUGAGCCUCUACUGCAGUCAAUCCUCUUUGAGGUCUUCUGUCCCUCCAUUAGAAUGAGAUGGAGACAAUAAAUCGCGUAAAACACUGUCACUAACAAUCGUUAUGUGGUUUAAUCGUAGAAUAAAACUGCCACAGGAACUCCACAACUCGUGAAACAAUAUCUCGAUCAUUUUUUUUAACAAUCUGGAUGCUGUGAGGUGCCAACAAUGGCUCAAUCUCUGUUCGAUGCGUUGACAGGGGUGUCCCUGGACAGUUCAGCAGUGCAGUCCCUGCUGGAAUCCCAGACUCUCAUCACCGAAGUUGAAAAUUCAGGUACAAAGACUCCCCAGUAUUUUAUACAGAGCGAAUUGAAUCGAAAUUCAAACGAAAUUUCUCCAGCAAUCGAGCAAGAUGACGAUGACAUCUUCCAGUGUGGCAAGUGCAAGUGUCAGUUCACGUCUCUUCACCUGUUUCUCCUCCACAAACGAGAGCACCUGAAGCCCCCUGAGGAGACAGUCGAUCUCUCCCAGUAUCUGGUGCCGAACAGUGUCGAAACGUCUCCAGAAGACUGCCAACAGUCCCAGUACAAUCCUGAGGAGAGUUUCAUCCAAACUGACCAGCUGACAGAGCCAAUAAUUCUCGAGGAAACGGAUAUGCUCUUCAGCAUGGACCAAGAGGGUGCAUAUCUCACCUCAGACACUGGUUUCGGUGUUCCCAUUAUUCUGUCAACGGAAAACCUUGAGACCUUCCACCAGAGUGCAACUGAUAAUCUCCUCAAGGACGAACAAAUGCUGACUGAUGCCACUUCCCUCAGUAAUAUCAAUCAAAUGGAGUCUGAGACUGCCCCAGAGCCACUGGACCAACUCGAUCAAAAUGAAACACCAGAGGAUAAUGAGAGUCAAGCCACUUCACCUCAAAACUUCAAGUACAAAUGCAAUUACUGCAGUAAACAGUUUGCAAAAAAAUUCUACUGGCAGCAGCACGAACGUUCGCACACUGGAGAGAAGCCUUAUCAGUGUGUUGUUUGUGGUAGAGCUUUUGCACAGAAGUCCAAUGUCAAGAAGCACAUGUCAUCGCACAAAGUCUGGCCCGGCACAGCAAUUCACUCACUUCCUCCAGAAGCCCCUCCAGAUGGAAACAUAGACCGAACGUAUCACUGUCAAUUUUGCAAAGAGAUAUUCGACUCGUACAAAGCCCUGAAGGCCCACCUGAUUGUCUCCCACAUGACCCUAAAGGUGUACAAGUGCGUCCAGAGCUCAUGCAGCAUGAUGUUCGCCGAGCUCGACGACUUCCUGGAGCACACACGCAGCCACAAACGCUCCGAGUACAGAUGUCACGUGUGCGGUCAGGUAUUCAAUACCCUGAGUGAUCUCGGUCUCCAUCAGUACGUUCACUCCGUCCAGAAGCAAAAAACAACAGAGAAGUAUUACUGCUGCACCGUCUGCAAGAGUUCGUUCUCGAAUUUAGAGGCACUGCAGCAUCACACGGAGACGACAACUCACGAUUACGCCUGUCCUCACUGCGGCAAGAGUUUUUUAAUCGAGAGAUUUCUCAGGAGGCACCUGAAGACUCACGUAUCAUCAGCGAGAUUCGCCUGCGAGGACUGUGGCAAGGCUUUUAAGACCGAACAGUACCUGGCGAAUCAUAAAUUAAUUCACAGCGAGGAAACGCCUUAUAUCUGUAGCCAGUGUCCAGCUAGAUUCAAGAGGAAGGAUCGUCUUGGCAGGCACAUGCUCAUCCACGACCUCACCAAGAGGCUCAAGUGCCCCUUCAGGGGCUACCUCGGCUGCAUGAGCGAAUUCUCCAGACCUGAUAAACUCAAGAGGCAUCUACUCACUCACAGCAAUAUCAAGAGGUUCAGCUGUGGACACUGCAACAGAAAUUUCUCCAGAGCUCAGGCUCUCAAGCAUUAUGAAAUUAGUAAACACAGUCUCAAGUGUGACAGCUGCUCUCAUAUAUUCAAGAGUAAGGACCAACUGGUGACUCACAAUUGCGAUCAGAAUGGAGAGAGCAAAAAGCACACGAGCUCGCAAUUACCUAAAAAGGCAUCCGGUACUUUCAAACCGCGGAAGCCAACGCCAAAGAGACAAUUACCCCAGAAAACAAAUCCUGGGAUUAUUGAUAAGGAGAAAAUGAAGGCUGACGAGUUGGAUAAGAGAAUUUUAUCGCCAGAACCUUCGAGGCUCAGUGACACCGAGGAAGAGUUCAGUGCGAGAGCCCCAAGUGAUUUCUCAAUCACGAGGGAAAUCGGAUCAAUGGACUCUCUCAUUGAAUCAGCCUCCCCCGAGCACAUCAGAUCCAACAUCGAUUUCCAAUCAAUACAAUCAAAUGUCGAAUGGACUGAGAAAAAUAUCACCGCAGAUCAAUCAAAACAAAAGGAUAAUAAGCUUUUGAAUGAAUUCUCAUGAGUGAAUAUUUUCCUCCGUCAAAACUUUUUGAUAUAUUUUUAAAAUAGUAUUUGAUCACUCGUUUUUAGAAUCGUAGUCCACAAUUGCCAUAGCACGUGCAAUGAGAGAAUUAUAUCGGUGUUUUAAGUAUCAUUGACGACGCAUUUUUUGUGCCCAAUGCAUUUUACCAGUUUUUUUUUUUAGAUGGACAUAGGUAUUAAUGAUUUUGUAGCUUACAUAUCUGUGAUAUUUGUAUUAUAUACGUGAACGUAACUUAUAAAUAUUUCUCUAAGAGUCUAUCCUGUA
Messenger RNA from Fopius arisanus, 2700 nucleotides. Its product is annotated as zinc finger protein 341-like. The record is from RefSeq and is a predicted model, not a curated record. Gene Ontology annotation, cellular component: nucleus. The coding region runs from base 235 to 2415 and encodes 726 amino acids. Lineage: Eukaryota; Metazoa; Arthropoda; Insecta; Hymenoptera; Braconidae. The transcript is spliced from 5 exons. Gene Ontology annotation, molecular function: RNA polymerase II cis-regulatory region sequence-specific DNA binding; DNA-binding transcription activator activity, RNA polymerase II-specific. Gene Ontology annotation, biological process: regulation of transcription by RNA polymerase II.